Messenger RNA from Medicago truncatula (barrel medic), 787 nucleotides. RefSeq names its product protein C2-DOMAIN ABA-RELATED 3. The transcript is spliced from 3 exons. The record is from RefSeq and is a predicted model, not a curated record. NCBI's taxonomy places the organism in Eukaryota, Viridiplantae, Streptophyta, Magnoliopsida, Fabales, Fabaceae. Bases 60 to 593 code for a protein of 177 amino acids.
UAAGAAGAAAAAGUCUCAUUCAUAAUUCAUAUAAUAAUUAAGAAUAAAAGGAAGAAGAAAUGGAGGAAUCACCAUCAACAUCAAGAAAAUCUCUGAUGGAGAAUCUAUUAGGCCUUCUGAGGGUUCGUGUGAAGCGUGGUGUUAACCUUGCUGUUCGUGAUGUUCGUAGCAGUGAUCCUUAUGUUGUUAUCAAGAUGUAUAAUCAGAAACUUAAGACUCACGUUAAAAAAAAGAAUGUUAAUCCUGAGUGGAAUGAAGACCUUACUCUGUCUGUUAUAGAUCCUAAUCACCCAGUUACAUUGACUGUGUAUGAUCAUGACACUUUUAGCAAAGAUGACAAAAUGGGAGAUGCAGUAUUUGACGCCUCGACCUUCAUAGAAGCCCUGAGGAUGAAUGUAACCGGCCUUGCAAACGGCACCGUACUCAAGCGGAUACCACCAAGCAAACACAACUGCCUUGCCGAGGAGAGCUGUAUCUAUUAUAGCAAUGGCAAAAUUAUCCAAGAUAUGAUCCUUAGAUUGCAAAAUGUGGAAUGUGGUGAAGUUGAAAUCACUUUGCACUGGAUUGAUCUUCCUGGUUCUAAAGGUUUAUAAUCUUAUGAGAUGUUUGUUUAUCAACAACUUCGUAUACUUAUAUUUAUGUCCAGUUUGUUGUAAUGUAAUGUAUUUAGUACAGUUGGGAUAUUUCAUUUUUCAUGUUUAGAAAUCCAUUUUCUUGUUUUUUUUUUUCCUUCACAUGUUAUUGAACUGAAUUUUUCCAAUUUGGAUGAAACUUAGGUUUUGUGCUA